AUGGUGCUCCUCCAAGAAACAAAAAAAUCUGAAAUCUCUGAAGCAGAAAUAAAAUCCAUGUGGAUGAGAGACAAAGUAGAGUUUUUGGCUGUGGAUUCUGAAGGUUCAGCUGGUGGUUUACUCUGUGUCUGGGAUCCAGAUGUUUUUCAAAUUUCAGAAAGCUGCAGCAACAAGAGAUUUUUUCUUCUAUUAGGUACAUUUUUUCAUUCCUUUGAGUGUGUUAUUUUAAACAUUUAUGCACCUAAUGAUGUAGGCUUAAGAGGAAAGCUAUGGGAGUGUUUAGUAAAGCUAAAGGAGGAAUUCUCUAAGCCUCGGUGCAUGGGUGGGGACUUCAAUGAAAUAACAAACAUUGGUGAAAGAAAAGGGUGUUCAAGAAGGGAUAAGGGCAUGAGGGAAUUGACUGAGUUCAUCAAUAAAUGCGAAGUAUCUAAUCUGCCUUUCCUAGGAAGAAAGUAUACCUGGUUCAAUUCAUGUGAAGGUGAAAAGUGGAGUCGAAUUGACAGAGUUUUAGUAGACCCGAAAUGGUUAGAGUCUUUCAAGUUAAAAUUAUGGGGAUUGCCAAGGUUGCUGUCUGAUCACAGUCCUCUUUUACUAAUGGAGGAUGAAAGGGACUGGGGCCCUAAACCCUUCAGGGUCCAGAAUGCAUGGUUCCUACACAAAAACCUUCACUCUUUUUGGGAAAACAGCUGGAAAGAGGCCAGAAUAGAAGGCUGGGCUGGGUUUAUUUUGUUAAAUAAAUUGAAGACUUUGAAGGCAGGCCUAAAAAAAUGGAAUGUAGAGGUCUUUGGUAAUGUAAUCAGUAAUCUAAAAGCAGCUGAGAGUGAACUGCACAACUUUGAACUUGUUGUUGAGAAUAGAGACCUUGAUGAACCUGAAAAAACAAGAAGAAUGGAGAAAUUCUGGAAGGUGAUGAAGUGUGAAGUCAUUAAUUUUGUGAAUGAGUUCCAUAAGAAUAGAAGGCUGGUAAAGGGUAUAAACAGUUCCUUCAUAACCCUGGUACCGAAAAAGGAGAAUCCACAAGGGCUAGCAAAUUAUCGACCCAUAAGCUUGGUGAGGUCAAGCUAUAAGAUCAUAGCAAAGCUAUUGGCUCACAGGUUAAAAUUAGUGAUGCCUCACAUAAUUAGUGAAGCACAGUUAGCUUUUUUAUCUGGUAGGAACAUUUUGGAUGGGGUGUUAAUUGCUAAUGAGGUCGUAGAGGUGUGGAAAAAAGCAAAGAAGAAGGGCAUAAUUAUAAAGUUGGAUUUUGAGAAGGCAUACGACUCCAUCAAUUGGGGAUUUUUGUUCUCUAUGAUCUCUAAGUUUGGGUUUGGUGCUAAAUGGUCUAGCUGGGUGAAGGAGUGUGUAACCUCUGCUAGGGUCUCUGUGCUUGUCAAUGGGUCUCAAACUGAAGAGUUCAGCCCACAAAGGGGGUUAAGGCAAGGUGAUCCCUUGUCCCAUUUCUUGUUUAACAUAGCUGCUGAAGGUUUGAAUAUUUUAUUAUCUAGAGCCCAGGAUUUAGGAAUGAUCAAGGGUGUGAAAGUGGGCUCAAAUAGGGUAGUCCUAUCUCACCUCCAAUUUGCAGAUGAUGCAAUUUUAUUCUGUGAAACAGCUAUAAAAGAGAAACCUGUGCUGGAUAAAGUCAGAGGUAGGCUGGCUGGGUGGAAAAGGAAGUUGCUGUCCUUCACUGGAAGGUUGACUCUCGUUAAAGCUGGGACAUCCUCACUACCAGUGUAUUAUCUGUCCCUGUUUAGAUUACCUAAAGGGGUUGCUAAAGAGUUUGAGAGGCUUCAAGCUUCAUUUCUGUGGGGUGGUUCAACUCUAAGGAGGAAGAUUCACAUGGUUCGCUAUGAGGAACUAUGUAAAAGUGUGGAGCAAGGAGAGCUAGGCAUUAGGAAGGUGUGUGAUGUUAAUAAGUGUUUAUUGUUAAAAUGGUGGUGGAGGUUUGGUUGUGAAUUUGGGACUCUGUGGAAGAAGAUUAUCUGCAGCAGAUAUAAAUUAGAGGAGGGUAGCUGGCUUCCAUCCCUUGUUGCUAGUAAUAAUUAUUCAACUGUAUGGAGAGGAAUCACAACAAUUGAUGAGCAGUCCACCAGCUUACAACAGAUUUAUUUAAAUAAUUACCAGUUGAAGGAGGCUCAGUUGCAGAACCUCCUUAACCAAUUAGCAGCAGGUCCUGUGCUAAGGCCUGAUCAGGUGGAUAGGCCUGUGUGGUCAGCCUCUAAUUCUGGUGAGUUUUCUGUAGCAUCAUUGUAUAAGUUUGUGGUUGGUAACCUUGGUCCAACCCUCAGUGUUAGUAAGUUGGUGUGGUUAAAGUUUAUUCCUCCCAAGGUGCAAGAGGAUCAAGACAAAGGAGUUUCUACAAAGACUAGGGAUCGUAACAAUUCGGGUGUGCUUGGGUGGAACUAUGUAGCAGCAGAAGUGCAACAGAAGUUCUACAGCUGUGGGUUGCUGUGGUUGGGUGUGGCUGUUACUGGAACUCAAGAUUCAGUGGUUUGCUGUUGGUGUCUGUGA
Molecule: messenger RNA, 2487 nt
Organism: Camellia sinensis
Lineage: Eukaryota; Viridiplantae; Streptophyta; Magnoliopsida; Ericales; Theaceae
Source: RefSeq, a predicted model, not a curated record